GCGGCGCACGUCGCCGGGGGUGGACGUGUGUGGUAUACGCUGCCAAUUGUGAAGCAAGUUGUUAUCCAUUAAGGUGUGAUGAAAAAGCCAUUAGCACAAAUUAUCUGACUAAAUAAUAGGUCAUUGAUAAUCAUUUGAAAUUGUAUACAGAAAAGAUUCGUCAUCAGUGUUUAUCAACAUUUUUAAUGUGAAAUGAAAUUACAGUGAUAAGUGUUGACAGAAGUGCGUUGAAACCUAACCGUCAAGGAUCUUAUCAGUGUCAGGAGUAAAAUGAAAUGAUACUGACAGUUUCUUCCCAUUAUCUGAAGUUUUUCUCGGUCACGUGCUUAGCAACACCGAAGAAAUAAGGUUGUAAGUUUAGAACAAAUAAUUUUCCCAAUUGUACCAAAGACAGGGUAUCGUAUGCCAAAUGUACUAAACACCGGCAAGAUCGUCUUCCAAGUGCACUCAACAGCCAAGAUCGUCUGCAAGUGUAAGAGGUACAGGCAAGAUCAUCUGCCCAAGUGUAUCAAAGAGGUAGAGUGGUGUGGCAAGUGUAGUGAACACCCACAAGAUGUGGCUGACGGUGUGGCUGGUGCUGGCGCUGGUCUCCGCACAGGACACACAACCCAACAAGGUGACGACAGCUCACCUCAGGAUCUUGGACAGUCUACUGAGGAACUACGACCGCAGAGCCACGCCCACCAACCACAAGAACGAGCCGACCAACGUCACAUGUGAGCUGUACAUUCGAAGCUUUGGAUCCAUCAACCCGACUACCAUGGACUACCAGGUGGACCUGUACCUGCGCCAGGAGUGGGAGGACGAGCGCCUCCGCCACCCGGACAUCACCAACCCACUCGACCUCAAUGACCCCAACCUGGUGAAGGCCAUCUGGAAGCCCGAGGUGUACUUCCCCAACGCCAAGCUGGCCGAGUUCCAGUUCGUCACCGUGCCCAACGUCCUGGUCAGGAUCAACCCCAACGGUCACAUCCUCUACAUGCUCAGGUUGAAGUUGACAUUUGCCUGCAUGAUGGAGCUGUCUCGCUUUCCUCUCGACGUUCAGGUGUGCACUAUGGAGAUCGGCUCUUUUUCCAAGACGACGCAGGAGCUGAACUUGUCGUGGAAGCUGGGCGACCCUAUCAAGAUCUACCGAGGCCUCAAGAUGCCGCAGUUCAACAUCAUAGACAAUGAGACAGAUCGAUGCCACGAAGACUUCCAGAUCGGUAACUACAGCUGCCUGCGAGCCCUCAUCACCCUGGAGAGGAACAUCGGGUUCCACCUGGUGCAGAGUUACCUGCCCAGCAUCCUCAUCGUCGUCAUCUCCUGGAUGGGCUUCUGGAUGGAUACCGACUCCGUGCCCGCCCGCACCUGUCUAGGCGUCACCACGCUCCUCACAGUCUCCAACCAGGCCUCGGAGACGCAGCUGAAAAUUCCACAAGUCUCUUAUAUCAAGGCGCUGGACAUCUGGAUGGGUGUGUGCACGGCGUUCAUCUUCGCGGCGCUGCUGGAGUUCACGGUGGUGAACUACUACUGGCGCAAGAAGCUCAGCACCGCCUGCCACAACCCCUGCCGCUCCAAGACCACCUCCGACAGCUGGAUGGAGCUCAUGCCGCAGAACGGCCGCGGAGGUGACCAGGCGUCACAGGCCUCUCCGGCAGCAGACGUGGCCGAGUUCUCCAUCAGCCAGGCCGACACCCGCCGCUACCGCCUCCUCGCCUGCAGGAUCGACGAACUCUCUCGCUACCUCUUCCCAGCCGCCUUCCUCGUCUUCAACGUCGCCUACUGGUGUUACUACAUGUCUCAUCGCCACUAGACUCCACGUAGCUUAUUGGUGGUACUGCCAGCCUCGCCGACGGUAGUCCCGUCGGCGGUGGGCCAAGGUGUACCCUACACCUUGGCCCACCUGCAGCAGACCAUCUAGUGGGCUCCUGCAGGUGCUGCAACAUUGCCCACCACUCAGCUGUCACCAUAUCUUCGUGUGCCGCUUCACCUUAUAAUCCCGUAUGUGCUCCUAUAGCUCAGAUCAACAGUGUCAUGGUUACACCACACGAGUCUCUGAUAAACCUAUACCAAGCAUCAAACGCCGCCAUCUGUAGCACAAUCAGUACUCGCUUCGGCAGUACAUAUACUAAAAAAAAUUGUAGCACAAUCAUCAUGUACCUCAUCAAUCAUUUGGGCGAAAUCUUCGUGACAGACAAGCUCGUCU
Messenger RNA from Procambarus clarkii (red swamp crayfish), 2188 nucleotides. Its product is annotated as glycine receptor subunit alpha-2. The record is from RefSeq and is a predicted model, not a curated record. Gene Ontology annotation, biological process: nervous system process; signal transduction; chloride transmembrane transport. Gene Ontology annotation, cellular component: synapse; plasma membrane; neuron projection. Lineage: Eukaryota; Metazoa; Arthropoda; Malacostraca; Decapoda; Cambaridae. Gene Ontology annotation, molecular function: excitatory extracellular ligand-gated monoatomic ion channel activity; transmitter-gated monoatomic ion channel activity involved in regulation of postsynaptic membrane potential; transmembrane signaling receptor activity.